Molecule: messenger RNA, 585 nt
Organism: Zophobas morio
Lineage: Eukaryota; Metazoa; Arthropoda; Insecta; Coleoptera; Tenebrionidae
Exons: 2
Coding region: 104-532 (142 amino acids)
Source: RefSeq, a predicted model, not a curated record
UCUUCCUAGUAGCAGCAAUGGUUUACUUUAAGCGGUUGAGUAGAAAUCAUCAUUAAAAACAUCUGCUUAUUAGUUUGAAUUUGUUACGUUACUUUUAUGGCUCAUGGUGUUCGUACUUUUCCCGGCAAUACCGGCAAUAGAUUGCAAUACAGGACAAAUAUACACAUUGCGGGCCCCAGGCAUCAACUAUAUGACAAUAGAUUGUUCUGAUCCAAAUCAUGUCAAAAUUCAAGAAGAUACCGCCAAUAAAGCAGCACAGAGGUGGACGAUUAAAUGUGGAAGUACUACGAACUUGUUCUAUCUAGUUAAUGUUAUUAACGGGUAUGUGUUGAAUGUGAAUCGUACAGCGCCUCACUACGCUAUAGUCUCUGAAAAAGACGGCUCACUAUGGCAACAGUGGGAGAUCCCUUCGAACACUUUUAUCAAUGGGGCUAUGAGAACUUCUCUGGCUGUUAAUGGCAGUUCUGAUAGGGCCGGAGAAGCACUUUUUCUUUCCACAAGUGCACAAAUUUGGCAAUUUAUAGAAGCGUAAAACUGACUACAGAAUAUAUAUAUGUACAAGCAAAUGUAUAAAACGAAAAAAUA